Molecule: messenger RNA, 591 nt
Organism: Parnassius apollo (apollo)
Lineage: Eukaryota; Metazoa; Arthropoda; Insecta; Lepidoptera; Papilionidae
Source: the annotation of a GenBank genome assembly
AUGGCGUCUCCGAAGCCCCAUGCUUCUGUGUCUGAAGAGUUGAGUGAAGUGCAAGUGUUGGACUCAAAUGAGCCGCUUGUCACGGCCUCCUCUUCUGCGCCGUCUUCAAAUAGUGCGCGAGUGUUGGACUCAAAUGAGUCACUUGUGCUCCCGUGUUUGCGAUCCCCGGUCCUUGACGAACCGGUUGCUGGUCCUAGUGGGAUGACUGGUCCCAGUGGAGCAGCUGGUUCUUGUGGUAGCCUAUCAGCUAUAGCUAGUUCUUCGGAGGACGAGGGCGAGGAAUUUGCUGCUGCGAUGCCCAGAUCAUCUGGCAGAAGGCGUAAUCCUUACUCAGAUGAGUUAAGUAACAGUAUUAAAACUCGCAUUAAUAAGUUUUCUAUACCUAUUGAUACAGAAUCUCUACUGCACAGAUUACAAGAUGAAGCUGGCCCUUCUAAUCGUGUAGAGAUUUUGCCACAAUCAGGUCCUUCGAAUUUUAUACAAAGUACAGAAUACCAUAGAGAAAAUAAGCAAAUUCGUAAAUAUAGCAUAUUAAAACUGUUGGACAUUCAAAACGUUCAAGAGCUAUCAACAAGGGAAAAGAAGCUGUAG